AUGGAAGAGUUGCAGAUAUCUCCAGCCGAUCCACGGGGGAGUCCAGGGAAGGAGCAACAGGCUGCUGGAGUUGGUAUUCUUCUCCAGAUCAUGAUGCUUGUUCUCUCCUUUGUCCUUGGUCACGUUCUUCGACGUCACCGGUUCAAUUACCUCCCCGAAGCCAGUGCUUCUCUUUUGAUUGGUUUGAUUGUGGGUGGGCUGGCUAAUAUCUCCAAUACAGAAACUAGUAUUAGGGCAUGGUUCAACUUCCAUGAGGAAUUUUUCUUCUUGUUUUUGUUGCCACCGAUCAUAUUUCAGUCAGGAUUCAGUCUACAACCUAAACCAUUCUUUUCAAACUUUGGCGCCAUUAUCACUUUUGCAAUUCUGGGAACUUUGAUUGCUUCUAUUGUCACUGGCAUUUUGGUUUACCUUGGUGGUGCGAUGUAUCUCAUGUACAAACUUCCAUUUGUCGAAUGUCUGAUGUUUGGUGCUCUCAUAUCAGCUACUGAUCCUGUCACUGUUUUGUCCAUAUUUCAGGAGCUUGGUACAGACGUGAAUCUUUAUGCUUUGGUCUUCGGGGAAUCUGUUUUAAAUGAUGCAAUGGCAAUUUCCUUGUACAGGACAAUGUCAUUGGUGAGGAGCAAUACGGACUCUGGACAAAAUUUUUUCAUGAUCAUUGUCAGAUUUCUUGAGACCUUUGUUGGCUCAAUGUCAGCAGGGGUUGGAGUUGGAUUUACAUCUGCUUUGCUUUUCAAGUAUGCUGGCUUGGAUAUUGACAAUCUUCAGAAUUUGGAAUGCUGUCUGUUUGUACUUUUUCCAUAUUUCUCGUACAUGCUAGCAGAAGGGCUUGGUCUCUCCGGUAUUGUAUCCAUAUUAUUCACUGGAAUAGUCAUGAAGCACUAUUCAUAUUCAAAUUUGUCAGACAAUUCUCAGAAAUUUGUAUCUGCAUUUUUUCAUCUGAUAUCGUCAUUGGCAGAGACAUUUGUAUUUAUAUACAUGGGAUUCGAUAUUGCCAUGGAACAGCACAGCUGGCCAGCACAUCGUCAAAUACCACCGAAACAUCAGAAAGCACUUUGGUACAGUGGACUUCGAGGGGCUAUGGCUUUUGCUCUUGCGUUGCAAUCAGUUCAUGAUCUUCCAGAAGGGCAUGGUCAGACUAUUUUUACUGCCACCACAGCAAUAGUUGUUUUGACGGUCUUGCUGAUAGGAGGAUCAACAGGUACUAUGUUAGAAGCUUUACAAGUUGUCGGUGAUGGUCGUGAUGACUCAUUGAGUGAAGGAUUUGAGGAGAACAAUGGCUAUGUAGCUCCUUCUUAUGAAGAAUCAUCAUCAUCUGGGAACAGAUUCAAGAUGAAACUUAAAGAGUUUCACAAAAGCACCACGUCAUUUACAGCACUAGAUAGGAAUUACCUCACUCCGUUCUUUACAACUCAAAGUGGAGAAGACGAUGAACAUGAUGAGCUUUUUCAUGACUCCAGAAGAGGGAAUUUUUGA
Molecule: messenger RNA, 1473 nt
Organism: Fraxinus pennsylvanica
Lineage: Eukaryota; Viridiplantae; Streptophyta; Magnoliopsida; Lamiales; Oleaceae
Source: the annotation of a GenBank genome assembly